AAGCUAGCCCGCUAACCACGAGAGAGAGAGAGAGAGAGAGAGAGAGAGAGAGAGAGAGAGAGAGAGAGAGAGAGAGAGAGAGAGAGAGAGAGAGAGAGAGAGAGAGAGAGAGAGAGAGAGAGAGAGAAUUGGCCGUGCAGGUUGGUCGCCUGGAGCCCUGGACGAUUGAAUGGCCAGAAUACUGUUGCAACUUUCCUUGUUGUCGUCGCUAUGGCACCAAUUAAUUUCCCUCCUCCUCAAGAAGUAGUAAGUACCACUUGCCUACAAUCAUGCUUCUUGUGCUGAUGAUAUCAAUUAUGAGGACUGCGUGAGAAUUGCCAUGGCAAAGAUGGAGCUCAGUAUGGGACGGAGGAAUGCUGUGCUAGAUAUGAGAAGAACAAGUUCUGUUGAGCUUCAUUUCAUUAAGAACUGAUACUAUAGUAAUAUGUAUUUUGUAUUUGCUCAUGCAUGGUUUUGUAUGGAACAAUGUUAUAGCGAGUAACUACGUGAAAAGUUUAAUAAUAAAUCCUGCAUUGUAAUUAAAUAUAUGAUUGUAGGAAAGAAUCUUCCAAUUAUUGGUUAAUGACUAAUACGACAUUGAUAUAAUGAUAUGACACUGAUACAAAGUCAUGAAAUUAUUUGUCAAACAUAAGACAUUAUACCAAUAAUAUUAUACCACUAUCAUAUCAACACCGUACCAUUAUAAUAUUAUAUUAUUGUUAGCUCUAAUAUUGUGAUAUGACAGUGAUAUGAUGACGUGAAAAAAUUUUACUUUAAAAAUAUCAUAACGGAUAUUAUCUUGUAGAGCACAAAAAACAUAUGUUUUUGUGCAAUAUUUUUUUAAAUCCAAUGUAAAAUGAAUACUUUAUGGUCUAUUAAUUUUGAUAGCAAAUUUGAAAAAUGCCAUAAAAUGAAUACUCUAUGCCCUCCUGCAAAUCUGGGCAUCCCCUUAUUUUCCCUUUUAUCCAUUUAUGAUGGAGACCAUUGGAUUUUCUUUUCUCAAAUUACAAUCACUAGAUUAGGUUUUGUAUGACGACAAAAUUAAUGGGUUUUGUACCAUAAUCCUCGCCAUUAAUUAAUAUGUAAAUCUAAUUUUGAAAAAUAAAAUCCAAAAUGAAUUUGAGGGGCAUGUUAGUAUGUGAUGUAAGAUCUAUUAUUUAAUCUCUCCCAACAAUUAAAGUUAAUUCAAAUCAACCGGUUCUUAACAUGGUAUCAUAAUUUUUUUUUAUGACCGAGAAGUAUUUUGUUUAAAUCUCGGUAUCCCAUUUGUUAAGCACAUGGUACUCUAGAUUUGUGCAAAAUUCACCCAUAUGAAUCCCCCAACAACUCUUGAUACCGACAAUACAACAAACGCAUAGCUUUUUGCGACGGACAAAUUCGCGCUAAAGCUCAAGAAAUUCGUCGCCAAAGGAUUCUAUAAUGAUUUUAGUGUCAUUCAUACUUACUGCUGGUUCAUAUGGAAAGAGAGGAAUCAAAGGAUCUUCCAGCAAUCCUCUUGCCCUCAAUUGGUGAUCAUAAAGAAAAUCAGAAGUGCAAUCGUUGAGUGGACAACAGCCCAUGGGAAGUUAAGCCCGGAUCAAGGGAAGCUUCUGCUGCAACAAUGAUGUUUUGGAAGUGUUUGAGUCCUUCCCCUGUUCGUUUGGCUUUCCCUUUUCUUCUGUUUAUUUUUCUUUUUGUUGAACUUCUCAACUUUGGUCUCUCUGUUUAUUGUUCCAGACCUGUUUCACUUCCACUCCUUGUGGGAGUUUAUUUUCCUUGAACCUUUUCCUUUUAAUAAAGUUCAUCAUCAUUAUUAAAAAAAAAUUCUAUAAUGAACUCUCUUUCAAUGAGAGAGACAAAUUGGGAUUGGAAUCUGCUGAAAGCCGGAUGCGGCAUUGAUAUUUUCGUGGUACGUACUUGAAAAAAAAAUUAGAUAAGUUAUUCGUAUCGAUACACACGUCUGAUGACUCAAAACUCAAAGUUCGAUCAACUACGAUGAACUAAGGAAACGUGAAAAAUCUACAACUAAAUUAUUACUAAUAUCUGACUUCUCAUUCAUGAAUAAAACGUAUAGAACACAGGUUUAUAUGAUUUAUAGUACUAGUCCCGCAAAUAAAUAAUAACUUUCUAGACAAGAUAUCAUUAAUGAUACUAGUUGUAAACAUAAACAAAUAAAAAUAUCACAAAAUAGUCAAAUAUCCCAACUAUUAAUUUAUAUGGAAUCCUUGAUUAAUAAAUCUAAAAUAGCUACGUUGUCGUGAGAUGCUAUGCACCAAUUACCUAGUGUGAUCAUUAACCUAUAAUUCCUAAGCUUGGAUUUUCGUCCAAUUAGUCUAUUAUGAAGAUGAGACUGCUAUCUAUCCCACUCCUAACAUAUAAUAUGGGAGUAACCAAAUUCACCCGUCUCACAAUAUUAUAAAGCUAGCCCGCAGGUUCGUUGCCUGGACGAUCGAAUGGCCACAGUAGUGGUGCAUCUUUCCUUGUUGUCGUCGCUAAUUGUGACAAUGAUCAACGGAGGCUUCCCCGGCGGUGUAAUGAUCAUCUUCUCUGGUGAAGCUGCCCUGGAUCCAAUGUGCGGUGCCUCCAACGAAUGGUUUUGUAGUCCGACCGACUUCGAUAGCCCAGGAGCGGCGGUACUAGCAUUAGCGUACCUCACAGUCCCAUUAGAGUGCGAGCCGGUCUAUGGUACCACGUUUCCUCCUCCUCAAGCAGUACCACUUGCCUACAAUCAUGCUUCUUGUGCGGCUGAUCACAGUUAUGAGGACUGCGCUGACUGCUUAAGCAGAGCGACUCAACAGAUGCGUGAGAAUUGCCAUGGCAAAGAUGGAGCUCAGUAUGGGACGGAGGAGUGUUGUGCUAGAUAUGAGAAGACCAACAAGUUUUGUGGACGUUAAUUAAUCAAGAAAUGAUACUAUUGUUCUAUGUAGUUUUGUAUUUGCUCAUGGUUUUGGAUGGACAAAGGCUUCUCAUCCAUAUAUGUAACCGGGGAAGAGAUAUAUGUAACAGGGGAGGAGUCAGGAUUCGACGUUCGGAUGGAAGUUUUUCAUUCAAUUGUUUCGAAAGGGAAAUAAAAAUUAAGAAAAUUAUAUUUAUUAUUAUUAUUAUAGUCGCAUUUUUUAUAUUAUUUUUUGUUUUUAAAAUAAGAUCUAUACGGCAUCUUCAUUAGUUUAUAUGCUUCUAAAAUUAACAUUGAUUUUACAAAUUGCAAUUGUAAGUGAGCCAUGAUUCGGAGUUCCUAAGGGAGUUUUAUAAUUUUGUUAACAGAUAUUCUCCAUUGUUUUAUAUUGAGUAACCUGUUUCUAAAUUAAUCACUAGUAAUAUCUCACCCACCAAAACACAAAUAUGUUAUAUAUGGUCAUCGUAUGAUCGAAGCAACAGAAGUGAAUUGGGGUGAAAAUACACGAUUACAACUUACUAUAAAAAAAAGGUGUAGGAACGUCGCUAACCUCAGAAUUUGAGAACCACGGGCUGCUACUUACCAAGCAGCACCGAGAGUUCCUCCAAACACUUCAGUAAUUCAGAAUUUGAGAACCACUGGCUCAUCAUUAGUGAAGUGUUCAGAGGAACUCUAGGGGGCGCCUGAUCUUUUCUUUCUAUUUCUAAAUUUCGAGCAACGUAACGGUGUUGCACUGAUGCUGAAUGUUGAAUACAUGGUUUGCUGCAGAACCCUUCCUAUUUAUACUGAAACCUCGGAGCCGCAUAUAGAGAUUCGGUACGGUUAUGAAACUAGACGGGAUUCGGGCUAUGGCUAGCAGGUUGAAGGACAGAAUAAGGAGAGGGAAUCAUAUUAUCAUUUCACCUUCAACUUCAUGGUUCGUUUUUGUCCAAGUACCUAGCUAGAAUUGUAGCGAGUAGGAGUGUACCUAACCUGGAUUACGCGCGUUAUGUAACUAUGCACAGAUGCGUCAGAUGGUUCAGUAACAUGUGACCCUGCAAUUCACUUUUUUUAUGAGGGGAAUAUCCCACUGUCCUUUUAUUUGUGUCAUAUGGACACAAUGCUAACAUCUUGAUUGCCUCCUUUGUUCCUUCUUUUUGGCCAUAGGGCAAGUGAAUGUGGACAGGGUGAGUGGGUAAGUGAAGAAAGAAAGAAUGGAGGGGGGAAAGGUCAGAGGGUGGCAGGGCAUAACAUGGGAGCAUAGUGAUAGGUUUCGUACUACAUCCAUAGUAGUAGUGAUCUCUUUCAUUGGGACGUCGGUAAAAAAAAAAAAAAAACCCCCAAAAACUGCAAAAGAAACCGAUGGUGGAGGAUUUUCUCUUCCCUGGGAAUCUCAACUUUUGUUGAUUUUCUUUCCCCUGGUAUCCAACGUCUAUGGGCCAAUUCGGGACUCUGUAAACAUGCUAGUUAUGGUCGUUCAAUUGCGCAUUUCCUAUGUUAUACUCAUUAAAAUGGUCGAUGUAUUUGUACCAAAUGGUUGACCACUUUGUUGAAAUGGUCAAACGGAUGUACUAUUUUUCAUUCUGCUAUUUUCAACAAACAGUCGACGCUUUUUCCACUAAAAGGUCGACCACUUUACAAAAAAAACGGUCUAUCCUUUCCAUCAAGUGGCUACCUUUUUCACCAAGCGGUCCACCACUUUCAAUAAUCGGUCGACCUGAUGAACCAUGUAGAGAUGUCAACAAAACCCGAACUCACGAGUAUCCUACCCGACCCAACCCGGUCAAUACGGGUAAAACCCGUUUUGACGGGUUUUGGGUCGGAUUCGCGUUUAAACGCGCCACACCAUCACCGGGUUGGGUUUGGGUUCAGGAAAACCCGGCCCAUGGGUACCCACACACACUCAUAUAAUUAAUUUUUUCGAUAUAU
Molecule: messenger RNA, 4762 nt
Organism: Linum trigynum
Lineage: Eukaryota; Viridiplantae; Streptophyta; Magnoliopsida; Malpighiales; Linaceae
Source: the annotation of a GenBank genome assembly